Molecule: messenger RNA, 2721 nt
Organism: Fusarium coffeatum
Lineage: Eukaryota; Fungi; Ascomycota; Sordariomycetes; Hypocreales; Nectriaceae
Exons: 6
Coding region: 1-2721 (906 amino acids)
Biological process (GO): DNA replication; DNA topological change; chromosome segregation
Cellular component (GO): nucleolus; chromosome
Molecular function (GO): DNA topoisomerase type I (single strand cut, ATP-independent) activity; DNA binding
Source: RefSeq, a predicted model, not a curated record
AUGAGUUCCGACGACGAUCUCCCUCUUGCGAAGGCGAACGGCCAUCGACUUUCAGCUUCAAAGAUUUCACGCGCCGAGGACAAUGCCGUCGAUCAGCCAGUUCCCAAGGAAGCUGCCAAAAUGGCUGGACUAUCCGUUCGCAACGGUCCCCUAGAAGACACUUCGAUGGAUAUUGAUGAGCCAGCUACCAAUGGUACAUCCAAACGCAAAUCACGUAAUUCUAUCACUCAGGUCAACUACAAGGACGAGGAGUCAAGCGAUGAUGAUGCCCCAAUGGCCAAACGUCAGAAGAAGCAGACAAAGAGAGUUGCCGAAUCCGAUUCCGAUGACGAGCCAAUCAUGAAGGCACGAGGAAAGAAGCUUCCGCCGUCUUACAAGGAGACCGCACUCCCCGAGUCCUCAGACGACGACGACGACGUGCCUCUUGGUGUUAAGCUCGCACAGAAGAAGGCCGCUAUCGAGAAAGAAGGAGAGAAGCAAGCCAAGGCGAUUCGAGCCAAGGAACGAGCCAAGAAGCCUGCGCCAAAGAAGGCUGUAAAGGAAGAAUCCGAUGACGACGCGCCCCUUGCGAAAUCCACCGUGAGUAAACGGAAGUCAAACGGAACUGCUGCGAAGCGAAAGUCAAAUGGCGUUAAGAAGGAAGAGUCAGACUCUGAUGCUCCUAUCUCCAAGAAGGCGAAGCCUGCUGCUGCCAAAAAGGGCGCGAAGGCAGAAUCCAAGAAGGCCAGUGAAUCCGAUGGCGAAGAAGAAUUUGAGUGGUGGAACGCGCCCAAGAAGGAAGACGAUUCUAUCAAGUGGACCACAUUGGAGCACAACGGUGUUUUAUUCCCACCUGACUACGAGCCAUUGCCAAAGAACGUCAAGAUGCUCUACGACGGCCAGCCAGUCAAUCUUGCACCUGAGGUUGAAGAAGUUACCACUUUCUGGGUUGCCAUGAUGACACCCGCGUCCUCUCAUCACCUCGACAACCCAGUUUUCCGGAACAACUUCUUCAAAGACUUCAAAGAAUAUUGCGACAAGUACGGCGUGACAGAUACGCAAGGGAAGAAAGUUUCAAUCAAGUCGCUUGAUAAAUGCGACUUUUCCAAGAUCUACGAUUACUGGUCCCAGAAGGUUGAACAGAACAAAUCCAAGAACUUGACCAAAGAGGAGAGGGAGGCUGCCAAGGCCAAGAAGGACGCUCUCGAGGCCCCCUUUACUCACUGCAUGUGGGAUGGUAGAAAGGAGAAGGUUGGCAACUUCAGGGUCGAACCUCCGAGUCUGUUCCGCGGUCGUGGUGAACACCCUAAGACUGGCAAAGUCAAACAACGUGUCCAACCAGAGCAGAUUACUAUCAACAUCGGCAAGGGCGCCAAGGUCCCAGAACCUCCCAAGGGUCACCAGUGGAAGGCUGUGCAGCACGACCAAAAGGCAACCUGGCUGGCCAUGUGGCAAGAGAAUAUUAACGGGAACUACAAGUAUGUGAUGCUUGGAGCGGAUAGUGCUAUCAAGGGUCAGAGUGAUUUCAAGAAGUUUGAGAAGGCCCGAGAACUCAAGAAGCACAUUGACAGGAUUCGCAAGGAUUACACCAAGGAGCUCAAGAGCGAAGUGAUGGCUGAUCGUCAGCGAGCCACUGCCAUGUAUUUUAUCGACAGAUUGGCUCUCCGAGCUGGUAAUGAGAAGGAUACAGACAACGAGGCAGACACUGUGGGCUGCUGCUCUCUCAAGUAUGAGCAUAUCACACUGGAACCUCCCAACAAGGUCACAUUCGAUUUCCUUGGAAAGGACAGUAUUCCCUACAGAGAGACUACUGUUGUCGAUCACCAGGUUUUCAAGAAUCUGAGAAUCUUCAAGAAGUCACCCAAGACAACGGGAGACGACCUCUUUGACCGCCUCAACACCUCUCAACUUAACAAGCACUUGAACAACUACAUGAAGGGUCUGACUGCCAAGGUUUUCCGUACCUACAACGCUUCCUUCACAAUGUCGACACUGCUCAACAAGCUUGGCAGUGACCCUCGCUCUCGCGGUACGGUUGCCGAGAAGGUGAAGCUGUACAACGAUUGCAACCGUGAAGUUGCUAUUCUGUGUAACCACAAGCGAACCGUUGGCGCCUCUCACGAGCAACAAAUGGCCAAGCUAGGUGACAGGAUUAAAGGCCUCCGAUACCAGCAAUGGCGAACAAAAAUGAUGAUCCUGGAUGUUGAUUCAACUUACAAGAAGAAGAAGGGCGCUGCCUGGUUCGAGAAGGACGAGGAGUUGACGGAUGAGUGGAUCAAAGAGCACCAGCAGUUCUUGCUCGAGGAGCAGCGCACCAAGAUUCAGAAGAAGUUCGAGAAGGACAAUGAAAAGCGCGUCGCCGACAAGGAAAAGCCUCUGCCAGAGAAAGAGCUUAAGGAGCGACUUCAGGCUGUGAAGGAAAUGGAGGCCAAGUUCAAGAAGGAGAACAAGACCAAGAAGGUCGAGGCCGAGGGCAGGGGCGUUACCGUCGAUAAGCUUCUGAAGGCCGUGGACAAGUUCGACGAGCGUAUCAAGACGCUUGAGCUCCAGGCACAGGAUCGUGACGGUAAUAAGGAGGUAGCUCUCGGCACCUCCAAGAUCAAUUAUAUUGAUCCUCGUCUCACUGUCGUUUUCUCCAAGAAGUUCGAUGUUCCUAUCGAAAAGUUCUUCUCCAAGACCCUCCGAGACAAGUUCCGAUGGGCCAUCAAGUCUGUUGAAGACGAAGACGAUUGGACCUUUUGA